Harpia harpyja (harpy eagle) is the source of this 5621-nucleotide messenger RNA. It is a transcript of the gene SLC5A8, whose product is annotated as solute carrier family 5 member 8. Bases 44 to 1861 code for a protein of 605 amino acids. Gene Ontology annotation, biological process: sodium ion transport; propanoate transmembrane transport. Gene Ontology annotation, cellular component: membrane. The transcript is spliced from 15 exons. Gene Ontology annotation, molecular function: organic acid:sodium symporter activity. The record is from RefSeq and is a predicted model, not a curated record. Lineage: Eukaryota; Metazoa; Chordata; Aves; Accipitriformes; Accipitridae.
UUGGGGCAGAUCCUCGGCUCCAAGGGCGAGUCCCUCCGCUAGCAUGGGGAGCUUCACCGUCUGGGACUAUGUGGUCUUUGCGGCCAUGCUGCUGGUCUCGGCCGUCAUCGGGGUCUACUACGCCUUCACGGGAGGGGGCCAGAAGACGUCGAAGGACUUCCUCAUGGGGGGCCGCAGCAUGACCGCCCUCCCCGUCGCGCUCUCCCUCACCGCCAGCUUCAUGUCAGCGGUCACCGUGCUGGGCACCCCUGCCGAGAUCUACCGCUACGGUGCCAUCUUCUGCAUCUUCGCCAUCACCUAUGGCCUGGUGGUGCUGUGCAGCGCCGAGAUCUUCCUGCCCGUCUUCUACAAGUUGGGCAUCACCAGCACCUACGAGUAUUUAGAGCUUCGAUUUAAUAAAUACCUGCGACUCUGUGGAACGAUCCUCUUCAUUAUACAAACGACUUUAUACACUGGUAUUGUCAUUUAUGCUCCAGCUUUAGCACUAAAUCAAGUCACUGGCUUUGACUUGUGGGGCGCAGUGGUGGCGACUGGUGUGGUCUGCACUUUCUACUGCACACUGGGCGGUCUGAAGGCAGUGGUGUGGACAGACGUUUUCCAAGUUGGAAUCAUGGUCGCUGGAUUUUCAUCUGUGAUUAUACGAGCUGUGGUGGUUCAGGAGGGAAUUGGACGCAUUGUAAAUGAUUCCUACUACGGAGGAAGAUUAAACUUCUGGGACUUUGAUCCCAAUCCUUUGCAAAGGCACACCUUCUGGACGAUUGUUAUAGGUGGGACUUUCACAUGGACUGCCAUAUAUGGGGUCAACCAGUCUCAAGUACAGAGAUACAUUGCAUGCAAAAGCAGGUUCCAUGCAAAAAUGUCCCUCUACAUCAACCUGGUGGGCCUCUGGGCGAUCCUGGCCUGCGCGGUGCUGUGCGGCCUGGCCCUCUACUCCAUCUACAAGGACUGCGACCCGUGGACGGCAAAGCAGGUGUCGGCGCUCGACCAGCUAAUGCCAUACCUAGUGCUGGACAUUCUCCACGAUUUUCCAGGAGUGCCAGGGCUUUUUGUGGCUAGUGCCUACAGUGGGACAUUAAGUACUGUGUCCUCCAGCAUCAAUGCUCUGGCUGCCGUGACUGUUGAAGACCUCAUUAGACCGUACUUCAAAUCCCUCUCUGAAAAGAAGUUGUCAUGGAUUUCGAUGGGGAUGAGCCUGUUUUAUGGUGGAGUCUGCAUCGCUAUGGCUGCAGUGGCAUCUCUCCUGGGAGCCUUGCUGCAGGCAGCGCUCAGCAUUUUUGGCAUGAUCGGUGGCCCCCUUUUGGGACUGUUUGCCUUGGGAAUCCUCUGCUCCUUUGCAAAUGCAAUUGGUGCCUUUGUGGGUCUUGUCAGUGGCUUUGUUAUUUCACUUUGGGUUGGAAUCGGAUCUCAGAUUUAUCCUCCACUCCCAGAGAGGACCAAGCCACUAUAUCUCUCAACUGCAGGCUGUAACAUAUCUUUAGAAAAUUUGACAUCAACAGUAAAUCCAUUAACAAGAAUCUCCAACACACCAACUACAGAGAGGCCUGCCCUAGCAGACAACUGGUAUUCAUUGUCUUAUCUCUACUUCAGCACACUUGGGACACUUAUCACAGUAGCUGUGGGAAUAAUUACCAGCCUCCUAACAGGAGGACUAAAGCAGAACACAGAUCGUAAAUUCCUGCUGACCAAGGAAGAUUUCCUGUCCAACUUCUCAUGGUCUAAAUCUGAGACACCAGAGAAAGUGGAAGUGUUGAACUGGAAACCAUUUACCGUGGCAGCCGAAGGAACUGACAACCCUGCUUUCAGCCCCAUUGAAAUGCAUAUUGCAAGCAAUAAGAACAAAGUCAAUGGCCCUCACAUAUGACAUGGGGCACCGUCAGCCCACAGGACAGUUUUGUUCAUGUAAAGCACUGUUGACAUCCCUGUGCUGGGUCAGUUCCCAGCCCUGCUGGGGUCACGGGCAGGUGUCUGCUGAGCUUCGUGGCACUGUCACCCUUGCACGACCUUGACAUCAGUCAGGAAAAGAAUCAGGUUUUUCUUGCACUUCCUCACUCUCUCUCUCUCACUCUGGAUCUUGGUGACAGGCCUUAAGGCAAUGUUUCUAUGUGAAAUAUUUGCCUGCUAUUCUUGAGCUUCCUGGAAAAUAUCUGCUUUUAAUCUUGGUUCACUCUCAGAGUAAUUUUUUUAUUUGGUAAGAGCACUGUUCCCCCAGACAUGGCUGUUUUUCUGGUUUGUUUUUUUUUCUUUUUUCUUUUAAGGCAUUGAAAGUAUGAAAAGAUUAGGGCUGAGAUUAUCAGAUUGCAAGAAACAGCGGGUCUUCUUUUAGUACAGGAGGUGUAUUCAGUGCCAUCUGGUUCCCUUGUAGAACUGAUCCUGAGAGCAUAUUUAUUUUGCUGUUGUUGUCAUAUGUGUUUGGUUUUAUUAAGCCACUUGUUCCCUGGUUACCUGCAUCUCCUCCUCUGUGCUCACUGCUGGAAGCUUCAACAGUGUCUUUGGUGAUGGGUAGAGGCAAGAGUCAGUAAUAUCCUUCCCUUCACUCCCCGUCUCCCUCUUUUGCCCUGUCUUGCCCUUACAGAGCUGGUCCUCAUGAAGGAAAUGAGCUAUUUGGGCUUUUUAUUUAAUGCCAUAUAGCAGAACCACAGCAGUCUUCUACCUCAUGCCCAGUGUGCUGGCCUAGGACUGCUCUUGCACUGGGCUGGGCAUAGUGCAGCAGAGAUGUUAAUGCAAGAAGAGGGCCCUCGGUGCUGUGCUCGACAAGAGGGAAGGCUGCACCUGCAGCUGCCACUGCUGUUAUCUGCGGAGCUGUGAGCUGAAACCUCAUGUAGCCAUUUGUGUUCAUCCAGUCCCUGCUGACACUCUGGGGAUACACGUUCAAGGUCGGUCCAGAUCAGGCAAGAGGACAUCGUGUCUUUUGGCAGGCAGGCAGGCAGAGUCCGCUGCGCAGUCCCCCUGGACGGGGAAGGGAUCGCAGAGGAUGUCGUUUGGUGAAGGAUUCUCCAGGGCUGCAGGGCAUGAGGUGGCUUAUCCUCUGGCUGGGCUGCCAAGAGAAGCUGAACAGCACAUCUGCUCCAGACCAAGCACUGUACUGGUGGUUUGGGAGGGUGAAAACCCCCAUUGCUUCCUUCUCCUGGGUGCUUUCUGGUACAGCUGGGAACAGACUCUGACCCGGUGUGUUGGUUUUGUACUGCAGACUUUUUGCUGUGGCUAUACAUGGGUGUUUAAAACUCCUCUAUGGCAGCAGAGUUGGAAAUAAAGCAAGCAGCAAGUUGGAAAAUAAAAGCCACUGCAGGAACGUUGAGCUGUGAAGCUUAUAAAGCAGUCAUGCUUGAAAAUCAAAUGAAAAACUGAUUGCAUGUCUUAAAUGCUUUCCAAAAGCUAUGCUGCAUUUGUGCCAGGUGCUGAGCUGCUGUAACUUGGAACAUGACACAGUGCUAGUUUAUCUAACUUGACUAGGGCCCUUCAGCAUCUAAAUCAAUUUAUUCCGUGCCCCUGUAGCAGAGGGCACUUGAUGAUCGACUGCAUAAGAUGAACUGACAGGGUCAGAAAACAUUAGGAAGAAAAAACGGGCUCCAAGGAGCAGACCUCUACUAGAGGAGUACAGGCCAGACAGACACCGAAGGGGUUGUCACCAGGGGCCUGUCUCCAUCAGCUAACCCAGGGCAAAACUCCGUGAUGGAGACAGGUUUCCCCUUGGCCUCCCGAAGCGCUGGUUUGCGUGAUCCGAUGCAGAGUUGAGGGCCAGCCCCUUGUCUCCUAUUCCGCUGCUGCAGCUCUGUGACCAGGUAAGUGCCUAAAGCCACUGUGUGGAAGGGCUGUGAGUGAGUGGGAUAGAUCCCAUGAGUUGUGUCUUGUGUCCUUGUAUCUAAGAUCUGAGACAAACAAUAGCAACCUGAAUAAAGUCUUCUGGGAUUCAGGACAGGGGUCUCUGUUCUGGGACUAUCCUAGUCCCUCUGAGACAACCAGGCCACUGACUGAAUGAGCUGGCUGUGCUUCUCAAGUCUCAGAAGAUAAGUGCAGCUCAUUCAGCCUUGUGCCUUGUCUUCAUGAACCAGAAACAGAUACUGCAUUUUGUGGUACGGAAUAGUUCUCGAGCCUUGGGAUGUAAUAAUUUGUACUUAGCCAGUACUUUCAGCCCACAGAUCUGAAAAAGGGUAAAUAUCUCCACGCUGCUGCAGAGUGCUGAAAUGGACUGGUGUGCCUCUGUGUACCUGUGCUUUAUGGCACAGAGAAAGCUGUGGGCAGAGAGAACAGAAGCCUAUAGCAAGCCCUUGACCUGUCAGCCUGCUGGUAUGGCUACAGCCCUCCCAGCACAAAUGAUGAACUCCCAUCUGAAGGUGCUUUUUGGGAGGGUGACUGAUCACCGCUGUGUUAAACAGCAUCAGCGUGGCCUUCGUUGCACCACUUUAUGCUGAGAUCACUGUUUGCGCUGUAAUUGAUACUGCCUUAAACUGUCUUGGAUGAUCUGUGACUUCCACCUGUUUUGUACGCGGAGGGAAGACUAAUCUUCCCAGUUAUCAUGGUGAAAAAAUGUAUCACCACGGAGUUUUUUUCUCAGUGCUUUGAAUUCACAUAGUUGUUUAAAACAGAGAAAACACGUAAAUGACCAACUUACCUUCACUUACUGCUUGAAGUCACUAUACAAGCACUGAGCAGUCAUUUAACUCUAAUUUGAAGUGAAAGUUUGGGCUAGGUGAUAUCUAUUGGUCCACAAUCACAUCAAGAUGAGUUUUCGCUGGGGAGAAUAUCUUGCUGUAAGCGGUCUAGAGACAAACAUUCUUAAGCUUUGCAGAUGACCCCCGCAACUACCCCAUUUCUUGCUAACUAACCUCCCACAAUUGCUGCAGAGCUACAAAGUGACUCUUUCUGCUUCACUUUUUUCUAUAUGCUUCUUGUUUUAAUUGGCAUCACUAAUUAAAGCAAUUGAUUAAUUUUGAAUAACAUUUUCUCUGGGGUCACAUUCUGUCCUCUGCUAGUUGGACUCUCAAACCGGGCCUUGUCUGUGUAAAAGCAGCAGGAUAAUUCCUGGUGUCUCCAUCACACUCCUGCACCCUGAUCCUUCAUCUCUCCCAGCUAAAAGCUCACAGAACAAAGAAGUGCAGGAUGCUCAAAACUGAUUAAUUCCAUGGGAGUGGGAGCACUCCACACUGUCCAAAUUACCUGCAGCAUCUGGCAGGGUCAAGAGACAAAACAAGUAGGAACAUUAGAAAAAGAACUCAAACCACAACAGGAACAAUAUUUGACUAUGUGAAUACACAAAGGAGAGAAAGCAGUGACAGAUUUUGGCCCUUUUUUCACCUGCAUUUAAAUUUGCUUCCACCUGACUGCUCUGUUUGCUUGCUGAACAAAUCAGGUAAACAGAAAAUAACUCAUGAAUGCUAAGCAGCAAAUAUUUCAUAUGCAUAAUUUAUUUUAAAGUUUAUUGCGUCACAUUAUACAAGCAUUAAACAUGGCUUUAUGUUGAUGAUUUUUUUUAAAGUGUGAAAACUUGACAUUCUUCUCCAUAGGAUUUUUCUAUUUACAAAUAAACAAUCUCUCUAUAUACUUUAUAUAUAUAUAUAAUAUAUAUGGUAAAUAACAUAACACCUCUCAGAAAGAUUUAAAAUAAAAAAGAAGUGAUCUGUAAA